CCCCGAAGAUUCCCGAAUAGAUAGUAUCUCGUAUAAGCUAUAUCGCAUUGUGAGUUUCGCGAAAUUCUGCAUUCCUUGCCCGAGGGCCUGGAUUUUUUUUGAGCAUGAAGACAGACGAGAGACGGACUCACGACGAUGGGUUUUUCAUGCUUGAGACGAUGAGAGAGACAAAGAAGCCAGGCACAGAACGUAGACGAAGAAGCGAGUCGAUGCAUUUGGUUGCCGUCUUUUUGUUAACUUUCUCUCUGUUUUCGAUCCGUCGGCACUUCGUCUACGACUGGCCCCCUUUCUGCUUUUUUAGGCGUUACAUCUAAGGCGUAGAGUGACGCAAGGCGUUUAGUUACUCUGCUGAUGGUCUAGCGUGCGCAUGCUCCCGCUUACGGCGUUACGUUCUGCCUUUUUUUUCAUAGGAAACAGAAAGAAGGACUCUGCUAUCUUAUCAAAAAAACUAAAGUCGGCGCUUUCGUUAGUUUUCGUCUCCGCUCUGCGUCUCUGCGUCGUGUUUCUCUCUCGGUCGAAACGCUUCCAGUUUCCAUGUCCCCGCCCUCUAAGGCUCUCCGCCUUUCAGGUGUCUGGACUGGUCUGCUGACGCAGUUGGUAGCCGCAGUACCCGCCAAGGAGUGCGCGACGCCAGCCACCACCCACAAGGGUGGCGAUGCCUCUGCGCUGAAACUCGUGCGCAGUAUGGGCGAAAAUAGGCCGCAAGUCCAUACUGAUUUGCUCACGGUGCCGGACGUGCUCCGCCGCGAUUUUUUGGAGAAGUAUGAAAGUGAAAAGCUGGGCGCUGCUGCGUACCAACCACCCCAAGCCCCUACGCAGCACCGCACGGAUUUGCCUACUUCCGAUCCCUCUGCGCCUUCUUCGUCAGAGCUCCCAGCGAGCUCAAGCGGCUGCUGCCGGUAAGUGUCGAACUCUUUGCGUGAGAAGCUACCCCAUACG
Amoebophrya sp. A25 is the source of this 939-nucleotide messenger RNA. Lineage: Eukaryota; Dinophyceae; Syndiniales; Amoebophryaceae. The record is from the annotation of a GenBank genome assembly.